GCCACUUCGGGAGCUUACGAGCCAACAGGGCCGAAUAUUGGAGCUCUUUAGAAGCUUUCUGGCGUAUAUAUAAGCCACUUUUCUUUUAAAAUACACAUUUUUUUUGUUGUUGUCAUCAAGCUGUUAUUACAUUUAAUAUAAUAUUUAACGUUGUUAGAUUCUCUAGCUCGCUGGUUAACUUAGCAGUAGGACUAGGCUAACGCUAACUAGCUAGCUUGCUAACAUCAUCGACCAUAAAGUCACAAAGCUACUCUCCCCCAGUUGCUAAAUAAGAGGUCUGCUAGACAGAGAAAAAAGGGUUUCGAGGAGGCUGUUACAGUGAAAGGAGAAGAGGAAGACGCUUUUAGAGUGAAAGAGGAGAAGGAUGUUGACUACCGUGAAAGAAGAGGAGAAGGAAGAGAAAGAGGAGGCUGCCGUUUUUGGAAUAAAGGAGGGGGAGAUGACGGUCACAGUGAAAGAAGAGGAAGACGUUUUUGGAGUGAAGGAGGAAGAGGAGGGGGAGAUGACUGUUACAGUGAAAGAAGAGGAAGACGUUUUUGGAGAGAAUGCGGAAGAGGAGGGGGAGAUGACUGUUACAGUGAAAGAAGAGGAAGACGUUUUUGGAGAGAAGGAAGAGGGGGAGAUUACUGUCACAUUGGAGGACGAAGAAGAACAGAAGACUGGAGAUGUGAUUAACACCAGUGAAUACAGAGAGAGACCAGACUCUCACUCUGACAGCGGGAAGAGUCCUUCAGGGGAACCAGACCCAGAGACGGCCAAACCAGCGAGACGACAUCACUGGUCCCAGUGUAAAAAGAGUUUCAAGUGGUUAUGGAAGCUUAAAAGUCAUGAUAGAACAGACACAGGAGGGAAGACUUCACAAUGUUCCCAGUGUGGAAAGAGUUUUACCCGGUUAGGGAACCUGAAAAGGCAUGAGAGAAUACACACAGGAGAGAAACCUUUCCAAUGUGCCCAAUGUGGAAAGAGUUUUACCCGGUUAGGGAGCCUGAAAGAACAUAAAAUAAUACACACAGGAGAGAAACCUUUCCAAUGCUCCCGGUGUGGAAAGGGCUUUAGGUGGUUAGGGAACCUGAAAAAGCAUGAGAGAACACACACGGGAGAGAAACCGUUCCAAUGCUCCCAGUGUGGAAAGAGUUUUCCACAUUUAGGGAGUUUGAAGGAGCAUGAAAGGACACACACAGGGGAGACAUCUUACCAUUGCUCCCUGUGUGGAAAGGAUUUUACCAAGCUAAGGAACCUAAUAAAACAUACAGAAUUACACACAGGAGAGAAGCCUUUCCAAUGCUCCCAGUGUGGGAAGGGUUUUACACGGCUAGGGAACCUGAAGGAUCACAAAAGAGUACACACAGGAGAGAAACCUUACCAAUGUUCCCAGUGUGGAAAGAGUUUUACACGGUUACGGAGCCUGAACGAACAUAAAUUAAUACACACAGGAGAGAAGCGUUUCCAAUGUUCUCAGUGUGGAAAGGGUUUUACCCUGUUAGGGAGCCUGAAAAAGCACGAGAGAACACACACAGGAGAAAAGCCGUUCCAAUGCUCCCAUUGUGGAAAGAAUUUUACACAAUUGGGGAGCUUGAAGGUGCAUGAAAGGGCACACACAGGGGAUACAUCUUACCAUUGCUCUCUGUGUGGAAAGAAUUUUACCAAGUUAGGCAACCUAAAAAAACAUAAACAAUUACACACAGGAGAGAAACCUUUCCAAUGCUCCCAGUGUGGGAAGGGUUUUACACGACUAGGGAACCUGAAGGAUCAUAAAAGAGUACACACAGGAGAGAAGCCGUUCCAAUGUUCGCAGUGUGGAAAGAAUUUUACAUGGUUAGGAAACCUGAAAAAGCACGAGAGAACACACACAGGAGAGAAACCGUUCCAAUGCUCCAAGUGUGGAAAUAGUUUUAAAAGGUUAGGGAGCCUGAAGGAGCAUGAAAGGACACACACAUGGGAGACAGCUUACCAUUGCUCUAUGUGUGGAAAGAAUUUUACCAAGUUAGGAAACCUAAACAAACAUGAAAAAUUACACACAGGACAGAAGACUUUCCAAUGCACCCAGUGUGGGAAGGGUUUUACACGGUUAGGGAAUCUGAAGGACCAUAAAAGAACACACACAAGAGAGAAACCUUUCCAAUGCUCCCAGUGUGGAAAGGGUUUUACCCAGAUAGGGAACCUGAAAAGGCAUGAGAAAAUACACACAGGAGAGAAGUCUUUCCAUUGUCCGCAGUGUGGAAAGGAUUUUACCCAGUUAGUGAACCUGAAAAGGCACGAGAGAACACACACAGUUUUAACAACGACCCCAGCAGUUGGAAACAGUUCGAAGAAUAGAACGGAAAACCGCGUGAGAACAAAAAAAAUGAAGAAACAGAAACCGAACCGGGAAAGAAAGUGAUCAGUUUUGAAACAGAACCUUUAUUUUAAAAGUAAAGUAUUAAUAACGUUAUUUUACAGUAACUGCAGUAACUUCUACAGUAACUGUCCAGUGAAACUCUUCUUUAAAAAGUUAAUAUUCUGUCGACAUAAUGUUGAGACAUGCUAUACUCAUUUGUGGCCAAAGCAUAAAUUGACACUUCAAAAACACUCAAACUUGUAUCUCAAACAGUCUGUUUAAAAAAAAUACUAUUUCCUCAUAGAACACGUUUACCUCCCUGCGGAGGAUGAGCUGGCCAAUCUGUUGUUGGGGUACGACCCACACUAUUCUGUUGUUGGGGUACGACCCACACUAUUCUGUUGUUGGGGUACGACCCACACUAUUCUGUUGUUGGGGUACGACCCACACCAUUCUGUUGUUGGGGUACGACCCACACCAUUCUGUGGUUGGGGUACGCCCACACCAUUCUGUUGUUGGGAUGCGAUCCACACCAUUCUGUUGUUGGGGUACGACCCACACUAUUCUGUUGUUGGGGUACGACCCACACCAUUCUGUUGAUGGGGUACGCCCACACCAUUCUGUUGUUGGGGUACGACCCAAACCAUUCUGUUGUUGGGGUACGACCCACACUAUUCUGUUGUUGGGGUACGACCCACACCAUUCUGUUGUUGGGGUACGACCCACACCAUUCUAUUGUUGGGGUACGACCCACACCAUUCUGUUGUUGGGGUACGACCCACACCAUUCUGUUGUUGGGAUACGACCCACACCAUUCUGUCGUUGGGAUACGACCCACACCAUUCUGUUGUUGGGGUACGACCCACACCAUUCUGUUGUUGGGGUACGACCCACACCAUUCUGUUGUUGGGAUGCGAUCCACACCAUUCUGUUGUUGGGGUACGACCCACACUAUUCUGUUGUUGGGGUACGACCCACACCAUUCUGUUGUUGGGGUACGCCCACACCAUUCUGUUGUUGGGGUACGACCCAAACCAUUCUGUUGUUGGGGUACGACCCACACUAUUCUGUUGUUGGGGUACGACCCACACCAUUCUGUUGUUGGGGUACGACCCACACCAUUCUAUUGUUGGGGUACGACCCACACCAUUCUGUUGUUGGGGUACGACCCACACCAUUCUGUUGUUGGGAUACGACCCACACCAUUCUGUCGUUGGGAUACGACCCACACCAUUCUGUUGUUGGGGUACGACCCACACCAUUCUGUUGUUGGGGUACGACCCACACCAUUCUGUUGUUGAGGUACGCCCACACCAUUCUGUUGUUGGGGUACGACCCACACUAUUAUGUUGUUGGGGUACGACCCACACCAUUCUGUUGUUGGGGUACCCCCACACCAUUCUGUUGUUGGGGUACGACCCACACCAUUCUGUUGUUGAGGUACACCCACACCAUUCCAACACAGAAAAUAUGCUUUUAACAUAUUUAUUAAAGAAAAGAUUGGAAGGAAAGUAUUUCACUCAUAUUAUAAGUAAUUAUAAGUCAUAUUUCAUAGAAAUCUAGAAACACUGGGAACUUACUUUAAUUAAGUUCCAGGCAGUUACAGGGCCUCUCGAGUGGCGCAGCGGUCUAAGGCAUCGCAGUGCGAGCUGUGCGCCUAGAGAUCCUGGUUCUAGUCCAGGUUCUGUCUCAGUGCUAGCUAUGCCACUAGAGAUCCUGGUUCUAGUCCAGGCGUGCCACUAGAGAUCCUGGUUCUAGUCCAGGUUCUGUCUCAGUGCUAGCUGUGCGCCUAGAGAUCCUGGUUCUAGUCCAGGUUCUGUCUCAGUGCGAGCUGUGCGCCUAGAGAUCCUGGUUCUAGUCCAGGUUCUGUCUCAGUGCUAGCUGUGCCACUAGAGAUCCUGGUUCUAGUCCAGGCGUGCCACUAGAGAUCCUGGUUCUAGUCCAGGUUCUGUCUCAGUGCAGGUUCUGUCUCAGUUCUGUCUCAGUAGAGAUCCUGGUUCUAGUCCAGGUUCUGUCUCAGUGCUAGCUGUGCCAUUAGAGAUCCUGGUUCUAGUCCAGGUUAUGUCUCAGUGCUAGCUGUGUCACUAGAGAUCCUGCUUCUAGGCCAGGUUCUGUCUCAGUGCUAGCUGUGCCAUUAGAGAUCCUGGUUCUAGUCCAGGUUAUGUCUCAGUGCUAGCUGUGUUACUAGAGAUCCUCGUUCUAGUCCAGGCUCGCAUUCGUCCACGACCGGGAAACCAAUGAGGCGGUGCACAAUUGGCCCAGCAUCGUCCGAGUUUAGUUUAUUUUAUUUUUACAGGGACAGUGCUCAUUAAUCAACGUUUCAGUAAAAGUGCCGGUUUUAGCCAGCCGGCUAAUUUUCAACCGCAGUCCCUGGGCAGGUUAUUAAAAACAAUUACAAUAUAGACAAUAGCACCAUAGACAUAGCAACAUAGCAACAUAGGACAAGCAAGACAUAGCAUACAGACAGAGCAACAUAGAACAAAAAGCAGCAAGACAAAAUUCAUAAAAGCAACAAAGUGUUUCCAUACCUCACAAGCUACAGACAACAUGGAAAGCGGCAACACACAGCUAGGGACCAUGUUCACAAAUCUGAUUGACCUGUAGCCAUGUCUUCAAGCAUUUUGUGAAAGUGUGAUAUGUGGUGCAGGGUUAGGGGAGGGUUUGGCCCAGCAUCGUCCGGGUUAGGGGAGGGUUUGGCCCAGCAUCGUCCGGGUUAGGGGAGGGUUUGGCCCAGCAUCGUCCGGGUUAGGCCCAGCAUCGUCCGGGUUAGGGGAGGGUUUGGCCCAACAUCGUCCAGGUUAGGGGAGGGUUUGGCCCAGCAUCGUCCUGGUUAGGGGAGGGUUUGGCCCAGCAUCGUCCGGGUUAGGGGAGGGUUUGGCCCAGCAUCGUCCGGGUUAGGGGAGGGUUUGGCCCAACAUCGUCCAGGUUAGGGGAGGGUUUGGCCCAGCAUCGUCCUGGUUAGGGGAGGGUUUGGCUCCGCAUCGUCCGGGUUAUGGGAGUGUUUGGCCGGCAGGGAUGUUGUUGUCCCAUCGUGAACUAGCGACUCCUGUGGCGGGCCGGGCACAAUGCACGCUGACACGGUCGCCAGUGUUAACUCCACCACAUUGGUGCGGCUGGCUUCCGGGUUAAGCGGGCAUUGUGUCAAGAAGCAGUACGGCUUGGCUGGGUUGUGUUUCGGAGGACGCACGGCUCUCGACCUUUGCCUCUCCCGAGUCUGUACUGGAGUUGCAGCGAUGGGACAAGGCUGUAACUACCAAUUGGAUACAACGAAAUAGUGGAGAAUUUUCUUAUUUUUUUUAAACAGAAUAAAAAAAAAAAUAUAUAUAGUUUUUAAAGCCAACAAAGGGCAAAGACCUAAUUCUCACUCAGAACUCUCCCAGCUGAAAAUGUUUUCCAUUGUGUUUUGAGUACCUGUCCCUCCCUCCCACAGAAGCAUCAUAGCUGUAGCCCCGCCCCCUCAGAAGCAUCAUAGCUGUAGCCCCUCCCUCUCAGUAGCAUCAUAGCUGUAGCCACUCCCCCUCAGAAGCAUCAUAGCUGUAGCCCCUCCCCACCAGAGGCAUAAACUACUGUACUGACAUUUUCAAGUUUGAUUCAGAAGAUAAGAGAGAUUUUUAAUUAGAGAAGAAGGGAUUCACUUUUUCAAUGAUACUAUAGUUAUCACGUUUCACAUUGUAUUUAUUAACUACAGAAAGGUAAGAUGUGUUUUUAAUGCUGGUGUCACUCUGAACACACACCGAAGUUCAACGUUCCUCCAUAGAAGCCUCCUCCUCCGUAGGUAUAAUUCUGUGAUACGCUACAACAAGACAAGCCUGCUCCUCCCUCUCUCGCUCUCUCCGCCCACAAAAUGUAUGUGGCUCCUUGCGCUCUACACUUGUCUGUCCAACACGCAUGUAAAUAACUAGCUUGCCCGCUCCCAUAGCAAGCUGCUCUGUCCACACUGAUUGGUGCGGAAUGAAAGGAGUUCUAGAGUUCUAGAAUUGUGGUUCCAACCCCUGGGGUGUAUUCAUUACGAAACGGGGAGGGACUUAUCAGAAUUUGUCCAAUAGAAAAUCCGCCCCAAAUUGCAAAAUGUUCCCGAAUCUUGCGAAUGUUUUACCCAGUUAGGGAACCUGAAAACACAUGAGAGGGAACACACAGGGGGAAGAUAAGACCACAUUUUCCAGGACACCUACAAUAAGAUCAUAAA
Molecule: messenger RNA, 6503 nt
Organism: Oncorhynchus keta (chum salmon)
Lineage: Eukaryota; Metazoa; Chordata; Actinopteri; Salmoniformes; Salmonidae
Product: gastrula zinc finger protein XlCGF57.1-like
Exons: 3
Coding region: 365-2380 (671 amino acids)
Biological process (GO): regulation of DNA-templated transcription
Molecular function (GO): DNA-binding transcription factor activity, RNA polymerase II-specific; RNA polymerase II cis-regulatory region sequence-specific DNA binding
Source: RefSeq, a predicted model, not a curated record